AUGGCUGAACAACUCGUCCUCCGCGGCACCCUUGAAGGCCACUCCGGCUGGGUCACCAGCUUGGCCACGUCUCUGGAGAACCCUAACAUGCUCCUCUCCGGCUCCCGUGACAAGACGUUGAUCGUGUGGAACCUCACCCGCGACGAGUCCUCGUACGGCUACCCCAAGCGCUCGCUCCACGGCCACAACCACAUCGUCUCCGACUGCGUCAUCAGCUCCGACGGCGCCUACGCUCUCUCCGCCUCGUGGGACAAGACUCUCCGUCUGUGGGAGUUGAGCACCGGCCAGACCACCCGCCGCUUCGUCGGCCACACCAACGACGUCCUCUCCGUCUCCUUCUCCGCCGACAAUCGCCAGAUCGUGUCUGGAUCCCGUGACCGCACCAUCAAACUGUGGAACACGCUCGGUGACUGCAAGUACACCAUCACCGACAAGGGCCACACCGAGUGGGUGAGCUGUGUUCGUUUCAGCCCCAACCCACAGAACCCUGUGAUCGUCUCCGCUGGCUGGGACAAGUAUGUCAAGGUCUGGGAACUCGCCACCUGCCGCAUCCAAACUGAUCACGUCGGCCACACCGGCUACAUCAACACCGUCACCAUCUCACCCGACGGCUCCCUCUGCGCUUCCGGCGGCAAGGACGGCACCACCAUGCUGUGGGAUCUCAACGAGUCCAAGCACCUUUACUCCCUCACUGCCGGCGACGAGAUCCACGCUUUGGUCUUCUCACCCAACCGCUACUGGUUGUGCGCCGCCACUGCCUCGAGCAUCAUCAUCUUCGAUCUCGAGAAGAAGAGCAAGGUGGACGAGCUCAAGCCUGAGUACAUCGACACUGGCAAGAAGAGCCGUGAUCCUGAGUGCGUGUCCCUCGCGUGGUCCGCUGAUGGUCAGACGCUCUUUGCCGGUUACACCGACAACAAGAUCCGUGCUUGGGGUGUCAUGAGCCGUGCUUAG
Recurvomyces mirabilis is the source of this 951-nucleotide messenger RNA. RefSeq names its product cross-pathway control WD-repeat protein cpc2 (gene cpc2). The transcript is spliced from 3 exons. Gene Ontology annotation, biological process: positive regulation of protein phosphorylation; rescue of stalled cytosolic ribosome. The record is from RefSeq and is a predicted model, not a curated record. The coding region runs from base 1 to 951 and encodes 316 amino acids. Gene Ontology annotation, molecular function: ribosome binding; translation regulator activity; protein kinase C binding. Gene Ontology annotation, cellular component: cytosol; nucleus. Lineage: Eukaryota; Fungi; Ascomycota; Dothideomycetes; Mycosphaerellales; Teratosphaeriaceae.